AUGUCUCCAUAUCAGAUCAUCUAUGGUAAGUCCUGUCACAUUCCGGUAGAGCUAGAUCAUCGAUCAUACGGGGCGGUUAAGAACUGCAACACCCAUUUGGAGGAAGCUGGACUGAGCCAACUCCUUCAAAUUCAAGAACUUAAAGAAAUAUGGUUGGAUGCCUACAACAACUCAGACAUCUACAAGCAGAAAACCAAGCUUGUUCACGAUACCAACGUCUUGAGAAAGCAGUUUAAGGAGGGUGAUAAAGUGUUGAGUCAGAUACCUUUCACUAAGAACCCCAAGUCCUUAAGCUCGAAAAGGCUUCACCCUCGUGACAAGACCAGACUUUCAAGGAAAGAAGCCAUAGAAUUGUUUGCCAACAGAGGGGUGGUUCAAGAGCAGUAUUUUCUAGAAACCAAGCAGUACAAAUUUUAUAAGCUUGCUAAGAAGAGAGGCCUUGAGGAACUUAUGAAGAAGGGAAACAAGGCCAACUUGACUGUGAUGAGAGAGUUCUAUGCUUGA
This is a messenger RNA of Neltuma alba, 504 nucleotides long. RefSeq lists its product as uncharacterized. The record is from RefSeq and is a predicted model, not a curated record. Lineage: Eukaryota; Viridiplantae; Streptophyta; Magnoliopsida; Fabales; Fabaceae. The coding region runs from base 1 to 504 and encodes 167 amino acids. The transcript has 2 exons.